AUGAGUAACCACGAAGAAACAGUAAAAUCCGCACUUUACAUGUGCUUAAAAGUCAUAAAAAUGUACGAAUGGUUGUUGAACCUCUAUGUUUUGGAUUUCUUUGUCGAUAAUCAUUGGGCGAAACUACCAACAACCUGGCAGCAAUGUUUUAGAGAAAUGGAUCCAAAAGACUUGGGUGACAUUAUUUCUGGAAAAACGAAUAAAAAUGUAUUGCCUCUUUCUUUCUUAGCGUUGUUAAAAGCAGUUAGUAGUUUAAGCAUACCACGAAAAGGUUCUUACACGAGUAUAACGAAUGAUAAUCUGAAAGGCACUAUAAGUCACGCAAAAUUGAAUAAUUUGUAUUUGAAACAUGUAAAAUUAAAAAAAAGGCAUGAAAUUAGUUUAAUGUCUGAUUUUGUAUAUAGUACUGCUGUUAAAAGCAACUGUAAUGCAGUGAUGGACUUUGGAUCAGGUCUAGGACAUUUAGUUAGGAUACUAAAUUAUAAAUAUGACCUAACCACUGUUGGUAUUGAAAUGCAGACAAAACUGUCUGAAGAAGCUAGAAAACUUGAUUUGGAAUUAGAAUACACUGCGAAGAAACAUCUGACAGAGGAAUGUAUGUCCAAACUUCAGAGACCCACACAUUGUAAUGUCACAUUGACUUCCUUAGACCAAUUACAAGAAAUCGAGUUACCUGAUACUAUUAAUCACUAUGGCUUAAUUGGUCUGCAUCCGUGUGGAGAUUUAGGUCCGUUACUGAUAAAACACUUUGUUAACAGUCAUAAAGUGAAGUUUAUAUGUGUUGUUGGCUGUUGCUACAUGAAGUUAUCCUGCAAUAACGACAAUUGCGGGUAUCCAAUGAGUAAAUAUGUGAAACAAUUAGACAACUCACUUACCUAUGUCAGUAGAGAAAUAGCUUGUCACGCUAUAGAGUUAUACACACAGAAGUUGUGCAAAGGAGAUUAUAAAGACUUGAAGGUACAUGCAUACAGAGCUGCUUUAGAAAAAUUAUUAGUGGAGGUAGAUCCUAAAUUAAAACAUAUGCCAAUUAGAAGUGUGAAACACACCAAUGAUUUGUCAUUUGAAAGCUAUUGUGAAGCUGCUCAGCAGAAAUUGCAUGUAAAUUCUUUACUGAGUAAAAGUGUGGAGCACGAGUUAAAUCAGUGGAAGCGAGUAGUUGUGAUGUACACGCUACGUCUUAUGAUGGCACCACUUGUUGAAACUGUCAUAUUACUCGACAGACUCUUGUUUAUCUUAGAACAUGGUACAUUCUGUGCAAUAUAUCCUGUGUUCGAUCCGAAGAUAUCUCCCCGAAAUCACAUAAUUGUUGGCAUAAAACCUUAACAUACAAUUUUAAUAAAUAUUAUACAUU
This is a messenger RNA of Melitaea cinxia (Glanville fritillary), 1351 nucleotides long. Its product is annotated as methyltransferase-like protein 25B. The record is from RefSeq and is a predicted model, not a curated record. The transcript has 6 exons. The coding region runs from base 1 to 1323 and encodes 440 amino acids. NCBI's taxonomy places the organism in Eukaryota, Metazoa, Arthropoda, Insecta, Lepidoptera, Nymphalidae.